Carassius auratus (goldfish) is the source of this 2094-nucleotide messenger RNA. RefSeq names its product negative elongation factor C/D-like. NCBI's taxonomy places the organism in Eukaryota, Metazoa, Chordata, Actinopteri, Cypriniformes, Cyprinidae. The record is from RefSeq and is a predicted model, not a curated record. Gene Ontology annotation, molecular function: RNA binding. The transcript is spliced from 15 exons. Gene Ontology annotation, cellular component: NELF complex; nucleus. Gene Ontology annotation, biological process: negative regulation of transcription elongation by RNA polymerase II. The coding region runs from base 101 to 1837 and encodes 578 amino acids.
GUUAUCACGUGACGUAUUAUACACGCGCCGCCCGGUGUUCUCCUACGUGUUUUGUAAACAGUCGUGUUUCUGGAUUAAAGAAAUCCGUUUAUUUCUCUCAAUGGACGAAGAAUACUACAGCAAUGUUGGAGAAUGGGAGGGACAGGACGGCAACAUGGAUGGAUACGGGGAUGCUGAGGCUGAUGGCAAAGUUCAGGAGGACUGUCUGCAGAAAUUCUCCAGCAGAGACUACAUCAUGGAGCCCACCGUGUUUAACACUUUGAAAACGUAUUUCCAGGCAGGUGGUUCACCUGAGCACGUCAUCCAGCUGCUCUCAGAGAACUACUCUGCUGUUGCACAGACGGUCAAUCUUUUAGCGGAGUGGCUCAUUCAGAUGGGUGUGGAGCCCGCGCAGGUGCAGGAGCGUGUAGAGAAUCAUUUAAAGAGUCUCUUGAUCAAACACUUUGACCCUCAGAAAGCAGAUUCUAUUUUCACCGUUGAAGGAGAGACACCAGCAUGGCUGGAGCAGAUGAUAGCACACACAACAUGGAGAGAUCUGUUCUACAAACUGGCUGAGGCACAUCCAGACUGCCUGAUGCUCAACUUCACAGUCAAGUUGAUUUCAGAUGCAGGAUACCAAGGAGAGAUCACAAGUGUGUCCACAGCCUGUCAACAGUUGGAGGUUUUCUCCAGAGUCCUGCGAACCUCUCUCGCCACACUCCUGGAUGGAGGAGAACAGAAUCUGGAGAAAAAUCUGCCUGAAUUUGCUAAGAUGGUGUGUCACGGUGAGCACACGUACUUGUUCGCUCAGGCCAUGAUGUCCAUCCUUGCUCAGGAGGAGCAGGGCGGCUCUGCAAUGCGGCGAAUUGGACAGGAAGUACAGAAAUAUGCCCAUGAGAGGGGACAUGAUGCCAGUCAGAUCACAUUAGCGCUGGGCACUGCUGCUGCAUAUCCACGUGCAUGCCAGGCUCUUGGUGCCAUGCUGUCCAAAGGGGCCCUGAACCCAGCAGACAUCACAGUCCUGUUCAAGAUGUUCAGUAGCAUGGAUCCACCUCCUGUAGAACUGAUCCGAGUUCCUGCCUUUUUGGAUCUGUUCAUGCAGUCACUAUUUAAACCCGGAGCUAAAAUCAACCAGGACCACAAGCACAAAUACAUCCACAUCUUAGCGUACGCUGCUAGUGUUGUGGAAACAUGGAAAAAAAACAAGCGUGUGAAUAUAAAUAAAGAUGAGCUGAAGUCGACCUCAAAAGCCAUUGAGACGGUUCAUAAUCUCUGCUGUAACGAGAACAAGGGAGCUACUGAGCUAGUAGCAGAACUCAGCACAUUAUACCAGUGCAUUAGGUUUCCAGUGGUAGCGAUGGGAGUGCUGAAGUGGGUCGACUGGACGGUGUCUGAGCCUCGUUACUUCCAGCUACAGACGGACCACACGCCUGUCCACCUAGCACUGCUGGAUGAGAUCAGCACAUGCCAUCAGCUUCUCCAUCCUCAGGUGUUACAGUUGCUCAUCAAACUGUUCGAGACGGAGCACUCACAGCUUGAUGUCAUGGAGCAGAUGGAGCUGAAGAAGACCUUACUGGAUCGUAUGGUUCAUCUAUUGAGUCGAGGUUAUGUUCUUCCAGUGGUCGGCUACAUCCGCAAAUGUCUUGAGAAGCUCAACACAGAUAUUUCACUCAUCAGAUACUUUGUUACAGAGGUUCUAGACGUGAUAACCCCUCCAUAUACCUCAGACUUUGUCCAGCUGUUUUUGCCCAUCCUAGAAAAUGACAGCAUAGCAGGAACAAUCCGCACUGAGGGAGAACAUGACCCUGUAGCGGAGUUCAUUGCUCACUGCAAAUCCAACUUCAUUAUGAUGAACUAACCUUCAAAAUUAGAGGGAUGUUUGAAAAGUGAAAGGAUCAACUGGUAGGACCGGAGCACCCAAACUGCUAAUUUCAGUGCACAUAACUGUUGUGUUGAGCUUUUCAAAGAAAGUAUUGACAUGAGUGGCGAAGUUCGAAAGUGUGUUUUUGAGGUCAUAACUUGUAGAGCCUCUAUUUUGCUUAGAAACAAUUUGUGAUGUUGGUUUUUCUUUUUGUACAUUGUAAUAAUUUUUAUUAAACAUGAUUGUACUAAGUU